This is a messenger RNA of Balaenoptera musculus (blue whale), 1689 nucleotides long. RefSeq names its product transmembrane protein 101 (gene TMEM101). The coding region runs from base 179 to 952 and encodes 257 amino acids. The record is from RefSeq and is a predicted model, not a curated record. The transcript has 4 exons. Gene Ontology annotation, biological process: positive regulation of canonical NF-kappaB signal transduction. Lineage: Eukaryota; Metazoa; Chordata; Mammalia; Artiodactyla; Balaenopteridae.
GGAAAGACAACCCUGCAGCUAGAACACUUCCUUCGGUCCAGAACUAGAGAGCGAGAGCUUUGUUUCCUGACGGAAGGGGGGGAAAAAAAGCCCGCGAGACCCGGAAGUUGCGCAUCGCGUGCUCGCGCCGGCCUCCUUGGCCGCGGGGUGAGUCCGCGGCGGACUGCCCUUCUUCAAGAUGGCGUCGAAGAUAGGUUCGCGACGGUGGAUGCUGCAGCUGAUCAUGCAGUUGGGUUCGGUGUUGCUCACACGCUGCCCCUUCUGGGGCUGCUUCAGCCAGCUCAUGCUGUACGCUGAGAGGGCCGAGGCGCGCCGGAAGCCCGACAUCCCAGUGCCCUACCUGUACUUCGACAUGGGGGCGGCCGUGCUGUGCGCUAGCUUCAUGUCCUUUGGAGUGAAGCGGCGCUGGUUCGCUCUGGGGGCCGCACUCCAGCUGGCCAUUAGUACCUACGCCGCCUACAUCGGGGGCUACGUCCACUACGGGGACUGGCUGAAGGUCCGUAUGUACUCUCGCACAGUUGCCGUCAUCGGUGGCUUUCUUGUGCUGGCCAGCGGAGCUGGGGAGCUGUACCGUCGGAAACCCCGCAGCCGUUCCCUCCAGUCCACCGGCCAGGUCUUCCUGGGCAUCUACCUCAUCUGCGUGGCCUACUCGCUGCAGCACAGCAAGGAGGACCGGCUGGCGUAUCUGAACCAUCUCCCAGGAGGGGAGCUGAUGAUCCAGCUCUUCUUCGUGCUGUAUGGCGUCCUGGCCCUGGCUUUCCUGUCAGGCUACUACGUGACCCUGGCUGCCCAGAUCUUGGCUGUUCUGCUGCCCCCGGUUAUGCUGCUCAUUGAUGGCAAUGUUGCCUACUGGCAUAACGCGCGGCGUGUUGAGUUCUGGAACCAGAUGAAGCUCCUUGGAGAGAGCGUGGGCAUCUUUGGGGCCGCUGUCAUCCUGGCCACUGACGGCUGAGCUGCACAGCGGGAGUCUGAGAUGGGUGCGGGGAGCCACUGAGGGCUACCCUACCUACAUCCUUGCUGGCCCAGUUAUGUUUAUUUAUGCUUUUUGGUCUAUUUGUUUGAUCACUUGCGUUGUGUGCAUGUGUGUGCGUACGCAUGUGUGUGCGUGUGUUGGUAAGAGGCAGGUCUCUUCCCCAGUUCCUGGGCUUGGGCCUUGGUGGGGUGGGAGCCCUGAUGACUCUGCCUUACAGGUUUCUUUUUCCUGUUUGUUAUGAGGAGAGCUGAGGCCAGCUGCUCCCUUGGGUCUCCUGUCCCAGGGAAGGGAGUAAGGCAGGGCUAGGGUGGGGUACUGAGAGUGGGAGAGAGGAGAACCAGAAGUGAGCCAAUGUGAAAAAUCCCUUUUUGAACCUGGCAGAUGCAGCUAGGCUCUGCAGUGCUUUUGUGAGACUGAGAGUGAGUGAGUGUGCAUGUUGACACGUGGAUCAGGCCCAGGAGGAGCAGAGGGGCCGGGCACCACGGAAGUCAUGUGGGCUCUCAGGGUGUGCCAGGGGCAGAAACAGCACUAGCUGUCACCCACCUUGAGGGUACAGCAGGCCCCAGUUUACUCUGGGGUUUGCAGGGGUGCGACAGGCAGCAGCAACUUCCUGCCUCUGGCCUUCUGUUUCCAGCUCCGUGGUUGGCCUGGUGGGGGUGAGUGCCCUCCCAAACACCAGACCACACAGUCCUCCAAAAAUAAACAUUUUAUAUAGA